This is a messenger RNA of Scatophagus argus, 2944 nucleotides long. It is a transcript of the gene tor2a, whose product is annotated as torsin family 2, member A. NCBI's taxonomy places the organism in Eukaryota, Metazoa, Chordata, Actinopteri, Scatophagidae. Gene Ontology annotation, cellular component: nuclear envelope; endoplasmic reticulum lumen. The transcript is spliced from 5 exons. Gene Ontology annotation, molecular function: ATP binding; ATP hydrolysis activity. The record is from RefSeq and is a predicted model, not a curated record. The coding region runs from base 347 to 1282 and encodes 311 amino acids.
AUUAAUUUGAAAUUGCCUCGCGGGCCAAAUAUAAUUACACUGCGGGCCAAAUUUGGCCCGCGGGCCAGAGUUUGACACCUAUGCUAUAAGGGAACAAGGUAUUAGCUAGCUGCAAGCUAAAUAGUAUUUUCCACAUACUGUGUUUUUUGGACUGUGAUCGUACAACGUGUACAACAAUCAAGGGCGGAUACGCGUCAUAUCAGAUUUGCUUUCUGGGAAAUGUAGUCCUUUCUGUCACUUCGCUACCCAUAUGUAGACCCCUUCUCCGAAGUAUACAAACUACAAGAAGACUGGUUAUCAUUAGAGUAGUCUAUUAGGUUUUCCUGUCAGACAGCAGGGAGUCAAGAUGUUGGCCAUCCUGCUUGUGCUGUCUCUAUACCUCUACAACCCGGUCUGCGGCGUUUUGCGGCAACUUUUUUGCACCAUAUCAGACAGCUGUGAUUGCGAUUUUAAACCGAAUAUCAGAGACCUGGAGUGGGACCUUUAUAAAAAUGUUUAUGGACAGCAUCUGGCCCAGGACAUAGUUUCAGAGGAGGUGGCAAGCUUCCUUCAGAAUAAAAGCCCUGAGCGGCCCCUGGUGCUGUCUUUCCAUGGCUCCUCUGGGACAGGAAAGACACUGGUCAGCUCCAUGCUGGGAAAUCAUCUGUAUGGCUCAGCGAUGAGCAGUCCAUACGUCCACCAGUUUGUUCCCACACUGCACUUCCCCCUACCUGACCGGGUCAAGGAGUAUAGGGAGGAGUUGAAGAGCUGGGUGCAAGGAAACCUCACGGAAUGCGCACGCUCUGUCUUCGUAUUUGAGGAGAUGGAGAGGAUGCCUCCAGGUCUCAUUGAUGUCUUGGAGCCCUUCCUGGGUCCUUCCCAUGUUGUGUUUCGCACCAACUACCGCAAGGCCAUCUAUGUCUUCAUUGGCACCACAGGAGAGGAGGUGAUUAACAAAAUGGCACUGGAGAACCGGCAAGCUGGACGGGACAGGGAGGACAUCGACUUAUCCGACUUGCAGGAAGCCAUUGCACGAACAGUGUACAACAGCAACACAAGUGGUUUCUUUCACUCCAGCAUCAUCCAGCAGAAACUGAUCACCCGCUUCGUUCCUUUCCUGCCGCUGAGUCAACACCACGUGAAACGCUGUGUCCACUCUCAGCUCUGCCUGCGGGGCUACUGUUCCCGCAAUGACGUGGUGGAGGCAGUAGGGGGCGACAUGAUCUACACUCCUGUCCAGGGACAGUACUUUUCCUCUACCGGCUGUAAGACAGUUUCCGCCAAAAUCAACCUCUUCCUGUGAAUCGAGAGGGCAGCUUUUUGCUGAUAUGUAAGAACUGAAAGGGAAACACUUUCUGAGAUGAUUCAGUGAAAACAAACCGAAAUCUGCAUCUGUCUUAGUCAGUUUCCCCCUCAUGCAGGUCACAGCAGCAUCCCUGGAGCAAGUAGGGAUUCAGAGUCGAGGAUGCAUCCUGCUUUUGGAAACAAACGGGCAAAUGAACUCGCAGCUUGCGUAGUAUAAAGCGGUUCUGUGCUGUCAUUUCUGAGUUUUUGUCUGAAGGCAGCGCUGCUGGAACAGCAUCAGUACACGUCCAGCUGUGAGCACAGGAGAGUUUACUCCCUGAGCAUCAUUCAGUGUCGAAACCAGGACUUCUGCCACACCCUACCUCAAACUCAUCUCUGCCUUUAAUUUAUGAAUUUUUAUGUCGGUACAAUGUGGUUUUAGGUUUAAAUUGCAGUUGUGGAGGUAGUGGAGCCCAUCAAUUAAGUGGAAAAGUCUAUUAAAUCGUAUUUAUUUAACACCACCUCGUUUCAGUUUCAAACAGUCAUAUAAUGGGAAACUUCCCAGUUUGCCCACAAGAGGAUCAUGCAUAUUUUUUGUUUUGAGGUUUAAUAAAUUGGAUCAGCAAGUCCCUGAAAGGGGUUAAAAUAGUUGAUUUUAAUGCAUCUGAAUGACUUUUUGUGGGAACAAAUUUUAUGAUCAGUGCAAAGAUUUCCUUCAUGCAGCAGUCAAAUAGGGUGUUGAAAUGUUGUUUUGUCUUAGAAUGUCUAAGAAUCUUUUGUGGGAUGGAAAGAGAACUCAUUCAACUUGUCUGAAAACAUAAAAACACUCAAAUGACCAAGACAUGGUUAUUAGGGUUUAAUUCCAUAUAAGACUGAAGAUGUGGAGUUUUAGAAUUUAGGACAUGUUUUAGCUCGUGCCACCACUGGUUUUGAACCAAAUCUAACCAGUACAAUUUAACAGUAUGUAAUAAUUAUAAUUAUCUACCAAUACAAGCUCUUAAAUAAGAACUCAGUUAUGAAACAUUAGCUUCCUCAUUAAAUGCAUCUUCAUGUUGUAACUUUUAGUUUUCUUCUAAAUAAUCAGCAUGACAGCAUCCAAUGUGUCAAACCACAUACAAUAUUUAUUGAAAAUGUUCAGUGCCUUAAAGUAAUGCUCUUUUAGAAGGCAGUAUUGAGAGUCAAGCCAGGGUCCUGUCUAAAGAGUGCCAUGUCCCUUUUUAAAACAUGGUAAAAGACAUGUGAACCAGAAGCUGGAAUUUACUUGAAAAAUAGUAUCCCUUUGUAUCCCUGCUGUCCAGCAGAGUUGGUGUGACCGUUUUGGAGCACAUCAUCAGUUCUGCCAACAGGUGGCAGUAAAUUCCUGUAAGAAAACUGAGUUCACUUGCAGCUCAGUGCAUCUUAAUUGUUCAUUUCAGUGAGUUGUGUAAGAAAUGACAUUAUAUUUUGCUUGUCUAAUGGAAAACAUUUUGCCGGUGUGUUUAAGCAUGCCGAAAGUGCACUUUAUUUUUAUAGUUGAUAAAAUGGACCUGAUGUAUUAUCUUUGUGAUGGUAUGUGAUGAGAAGUCAGUGUGCAUCUGCCAAAAUUACUACUAUUAAUGAUUGUAAACCAUUAAUUAUUUGUUGUAUUAAAUGAUGGCUGUAUGAACACCUGCAACAGCAAUUAAAAUGCACUGAAAAUCAA